Messenger RNA from Oncorhynchus kisutch (coho salmon), 4763 nucleotides. RefSeq names its product lactadherin. The record is from RefSeq and is a predicted model, not a curated record. Gene Ontology annotation, cellular component: plasma membrane. NCBI's taxonomy places the organism in Eukaryota, Metazoa, Chordata, Actinopteri, Salmoniformes, Salmonidae. Bases 63 to 1625 code for a protein of 520 amino acids. The transcript is spliced from 10 exons. Gene Ontology annotation, molecular function: calcium ion binding; signaling receptor activity.
AUUGGGCGAUUUCGUUUUCCGUGGCCCGGUGCCCCGGGUGAGAGGUCCAGGGCCUUAAAUAAAUGACCACCUACCCGGAGCACCGGGCCAUGACAAAAGGAACUCGCCCAAUCUCAACACAAGCAACACUACACCGAGCAGCUGUGUUUUUGUCAGAGCUGAGGAGUCGUCCAAACGUCCGCAAGAGUUCAAAGAAAGAGUCCACAAUGAAGACCCAAACUUGUUUCGCCUUCUCCAUACAACUAUUUGCUCUUUGUUUUCUGGUUGGUGCCAUUUACAUAGUGAAUGGUGACUACUGUGAGAUAAAUGUCUGCAGUAAUGGGGGGAGCUGUGUGACUGGCCCCAGAUCCACCUUCAUCUGUAUCUGCCCCGAUGGCUAUACUGGGGACACGUGCAAUGACACCGAGACUGGGCCCUGCAACCCAAACCCCUGCAAGAACGAUGCCUUCUGCGACGUGACUGGCCAGAAACGCAGAGGGGACGUCUUCAGCGAGUACAUCUGCAAGUGCCAGGAUGGCUUUGAUGGAGUCCACUGCCAGAACAAUGUGAAUGACUGUGCCAACCAGCCGUGCCAAAACGGUGGCUCCUGUAGGGACCUGAAUGGAGACUUUAACUGCCGCUGUCCGUCCCCCUACGUGGGCAAGCACUGCCAACUGCGUUGUAUCUCUCUGUUGGGAAUGGAGGGCGGAGGCAUUGCUGAGUCUCAGAUCUCAGCCUCGUCCGUGCACUACGGAUUCCUGGGCCUGCAGCGCUGGGGGUCUGAGCUGGCACGCCUCAACAACAAGGGCCUGGUUAACGCCUGGACCUCAGCCUCCUAUGACAGGAACCCCUGGAUCGAGAUUAACAUGCAGAGGAAGAUGCGUUUCACGGGCAUCGUGACGCAGGGCGCCAGUCGCAUGGGGUCAGCAGAGUUCAUCAAGGCCUUUAAGGUGGCGUCCAGUCUGGACGGAAGGACCUACACUAUGUACCGCCUGGACAGACAGACGAAGGACACUGUGUUUGUGGGGAACGUGGACAACGACAGCACCAAGACAAACUUGUUUGAGCCUCCAAUUAUCAGCCAGUACUUCCGCAUCAUCCCCGUGGUCUGUCGCAAGGCCUGCACCCUGCGCUUUGAGCUGGUGGGCUGUGAGCUCAAUGGUUGCUCCGCACCCCUGGGCAUGAAGUCGCGCCUGCUCGCCGACCGCCAGAUCUCGGCCUCCAGCGUCUACCGCACCUGGGGCAUUGAGGCGUUCACCUGGCAACCACACUACGCUCGGCUGGACAAGCAGGGCAAGACCAACGCCUGGACGGCGGACACCACCAAACGCAACGAGUGGCUGCAGGUGGACCUGGAGUCUCUUAAGAAAAUCACAGGUAUCAUCACCCAGGGGGCCAAGGACUUUGGCGCGGUCCAGUUUGUCUCUGCCUUCAAGGUGUCCUACAGUGACGAUGGGCAAUUCUGGAGCAUAGUCAAGGACGAUGUCACCAGCACAGACAAGAUCUUCCCUGGCAACAGCGACAACAAUGUACACAAGAAGAACCUGUUCGAGCCUCCGUUCUACGCCCGAUUCGUCCGCAUCCUGCCGUGGGCUUGGCACGGGCGCAUCACCUUGCGAAUGGAGCUGCUGGGCUGUGACGAGUAGCCCCGCCCAGGUCUCCUCUUUCCCCGCCCCACUCUUCCUUUCUUUCCAAAACCUCCUGAGCCACACCUGCACUGCCUUGAUCAGAUCUGUAGAGGGCAGCAAAACACCACGCCACCACCACAACACUGAGGAGGUACAAAACCACCUAAUGGUUACUGCUAGAAUUGGGUAGGGGUAAUCUGAUCCUAGAUCUGUGCUUAAGGUCAACUUGUACCUCGAGCACACAGACUACUGCUGUGAACUGCAUGGACUCUGAAACUGUCCUUCCUAGAUCAAGGCCUCUGUGUUCAGAGUUUCAGAGUAGGAGUGUUGAUCUUAUUCAUUAUUAUGAUUUAUUUUUUAUUUUUUCACGAAAGGCAAAACUGAUCCUAGAUCAGCACUGCUACUGUAUACGGGCUGAACCUGAAACCCAGUGAUGUACAAUAGUAGCUCAUUUAGCUGAGAUGUUUUUUUCCCAAUAGAGGGUUUUCACCUGAACGUCCUGAAGUGAGUAAAAUUGUGAUUGAACACGUGUGUAUUGUUAGCUUCCAAGCUGUGACUCUGCAGUGCUUUGGUAGAUGUUUUGAACAACUUUGUGUUUACUUAAUGAAGACUCCUCGUGUGACCAUGGACUUUAUACGAAUUUCGUUCUUUUUUAAAAAAAAUUUAAGAAAUGUAUACCAAAUGUAUUUGUUUGUUUCUAUGUGUAUGGUCUUAGUUAACUAGUCAUAAAUGCAUUAUGAUUCAUUAUUAUUUGCAUUUUUACAAAAUUUACGUUUUCUUUUAAGUGUACUGAACAGAAAUAUAAACGCAACAUGCAACGAUUUUAAUGAGGAAAUCAAUCAAUUGUCCUAACCCUAUGGAUUUCAUAUGAUUGGCAGUACAGAUAUGGUAUCUGUUGGUCACAGAUUCCUUAAACAAAUAAUGGGCCUCAGGAUCUUGUCACGGUAUUUUUUUUUUGUGCAUUCAAAUUGGCAUCGAUAAAAUGCAAUUGUGUUCGUUGUCGGUAGCUUAUGCUUGUCCAUACCAUAACCCCACCUCCACCAUGUGGCACUCUGUUCACAAUGUUGACAUCAGCAAACCACGUGCCCACACAACGCCAUGGUCUGCAGUUGUGAGGCCGGUUGGAUGUACUGGCAAACUCUAUAAAACGAUGUUGGAGGCAGCUUAUGGUAGAUAAAUUAGCAUUUUAAAUGAUCUGGCAACACCUCUGGUGGGCAUUCAGCUUGCCAAUUGCACGCUCGCUCAGAACUUGAGACAUCCGUGGCAUUGUGUUGUGUGACACAACUGCAUAUUUUAGUGGCCUUUUAUUGUCCCCAGCACAAGGUCCACGGACGGAUCAUGCUGUUUAAUCAGCUUCUUGAUAGGUGAUCGAGUAUCAUUAAUGGGGAUGUGAAGAUAUUUGUGCUCAAAAUUUUGGGGAUCUGUUAUUUCAGUUCAUGAUACAUGGGACCAACACUUUACAUGUUGCCUUCAUAUUUUUGUUCAGUGUAGUAGCAGACUUAACAUUUAGAAAGCAUAUUCUAAGACUCUUAUUCUGUAGUCUUGUGACAUUCCAAAAUCUCAAAGUAGUUGAAUUCUAUUUUAGUUGAUUAUUUUUUGCCAAAGAGAAACUACAAGUGCAGAAAUACUACCUUAUAGUAUGUGGUGUUAUAACAUGUGUUAUAACUAAAGUACGUGGUUUAUUAUAACUCUAUGUACUCUGUCCAAUAACAAUGGUUUUAUCACAACUCAAUGUAAUGCAUUUAUUACUAAUUGACAAAUAUUAUAAAGUAGAAAAUAUCGAGUUAGCACGUUGACGAUGCUGCCGAGUGUCUUUCUCAGGUCUAGGCAGAUCCAUUCUAGCCUGAUCCCAGAUCUGUUUGUGCUGUCUUGCUAAACACAAACAUACGAGUUGUCAAGACAGCACAACUGAUCUGGGACAAGGUAGAUCUAUUCAUUUUGUAUGUGCUACUGAUGUUGUUAACACUCCAUGAUACUACACAGCUCAACUCAAUAUCACUCAGCCAUGUUUUCAUUUUUUAUUUUAUAUAUAUAUAUAUUUUUCAUUUUUUUUGUAUUAUAUAUUUUAAGGCACUUUCAGAGUCAGUUUGAUUAUUCUUUGCUGAGGUAAAUAUGUGAAAUUGUGAAUCCCAAAGUUUUGUACAUUGAGGAAAUACAGUAUACAUAUUGUGACCAUACAUGUAGAUUGAGUGUUGGAAAACAAAGAUUUGUAAUACUAGGCAUCUGUCGUUUCACUGCAUAGGAGAACGGUAUAUAUGGCUUCCAUAAGUUAUCAGGAAGCAAUUUAGAUUUCUCUGUAGAUUUCUGACUGGCAAUAGCAGCCAAAACCACAUUUCCAUCAGUUUUAUUUCUGAGCUGGUUAUCCUUCCUAGUGUAAAUACUUGUUAUUAUAAAUUGUUCCUAGAAGAUGGAAUGUUUUGCAGCAGACUAAUCAAAUGCCAUCCAUUUCUCACAAGAGGGCCAAAAUUAUGCGUAGAAUUCGAAGGCUGUGUCCACACUGAUAAGAUAGAAAAUGAAAAAAUGUAAUUAAAAAAAGAUUUAUACGGUUGCACUGAACGCAUCACAUGACCGGCUAUCUCCAUAUUGCUCCUAGAUCAUAGCUAACAUUGUAAAGAUCCCUCUUGAAUUAUGGGCUCGUGCAAUAAGUUAUUAGUUUUGAUAUAUGAAUGAAUCUGAAUCAAACACGAACAGCUGGACACGUGGGCAAUAGAUGUACACGCAGACAACGACGCAGUUAAGGCUAUGGAUGGAUGCUAGUGUCAAACACUGUCCAAAUAUUUAGGAUCUUUUGCAGACUGUUUCAAAACAGUUAUCUGAUGUCUGCAUGCAUUGUAUUGUCUAUGAUUUCUCAGUUCCAACAGAGAAGUUUUCAUUUAUAUAUAUAUUUUUUCUGUACACUUAAAAAAAAAAAAAGAUUGUUCAUCAGACUAGUUCUUUCCGGUUCUUUCAUUCCACAAUGUCCUGGUUUUAUGAGUCAUGAAAAAAUAUACAAUUGAUGUGUUUUUUAUGCAAUAUUAUUAGUUACACAUACUUUUACAUCUUACAGUAUUCUGACUGGAUCUGAUUCAUUUUGUUCAUGUUUCUGUUAAGAGAAUUCCCUUGUUUGGCCUUUUGUAACUCUCAAGACAUAGAUAAUAAAGGACUUAAAUGCAGAUA